AUGUCUCUGGCUGACUCAUGCUGUACUUGCGCCACGCUGCUCUCGGACGCAAAGGUGCCCUUCGACCCUCAUUCAGAAAAGUCACCGCUGCAGCACCGCCAACUCGACUGCUGCGCGCGAUUCAUAUGCGCGACCUGUCAGUAUAAGAAUUCCCGGUUUCAGGCCUACUGCCCAUUCUGUCAGAUAUCCUCCGGCCCAUCUGCAUUACCUAGAGGAGGCCUUCGGCUGCCUCCCUCAUACACCAGAACUGUAGCUUCAACGAGUUCUACGAGGUCGCAAUCGCCGCCACCUUCAUAUGAUGAUUCGGUAGCCCCCAGGCGGGGGCCAGAGCAGAGUGCAGGGCCACCAGCAGGCACUGACGAUACAGUGCAUUUUGUGGGCUCUGAAGAAUCGUUGCAAUCGUUAUCGCUCGCCUACAAAGUGCCCAUUCCCGUCUUGCGCCGCCACAACAGCCUCUAUAGUGACCAGCUCCUCGCCGCUCGCAAAUGGAUCCUCAUUCCUAAAUCCCAUUACACUGGUCCUCCCUUGUCUACACCGCCAGAUGCAGAAGAGGAAGAGCGCAAGACAAAACUGCGGAGGUGGAUGAUUGCGACAAAAUGUGCCGACUACAAUGUCGCCCAGCUGUAUCUCAAGGCCAGUGAUUAUAAUCUGGGGCUUGCAGUUGAGGCGUUCAAGUCAGACGAGGAAUGGGAGAAGAAUAAUCCACUGAAGGGGAAGGGAAGAGAUAGCGAGAGGCAUAGGCGGCCCUAUGGGAGGGGCGGCAGUAUAUCUGGACAGCUGUCCUGA
Cladophialophora psammophila CBS 110553 is the source of this 786-nucleotide messenger RNA. RefSeq lists its product as uncharacterized. The transcript has a single exon. Lineage: Eukaryota; Fungi; Ascomycota; Eurotiomycetes; Chaetothyriales; Herpotrichiellaceae. Bases 1 to 786 code for a protein of 261 amino acids. The record is from RefSeq and is a predicted model, not a curated record.